AUGGCGAUCAAAUUUACCCGACGUGACCAUCAUUGCCCUCGCUUUUACUCUGAACAACUUGAUCCAUACAAUUGUGGCUCUAAAGUCUCUACUCGAUCCCACCAAAUUCCACUCCAUUCCACCGGCUUCCACUGGAUUGACAGACGCCAUCUUCUUCAUGGAAACAUUCUCGGUGUCGGCGGCCACCGCCCAAAUAGGCAGAUCCGGCCACAUGCAAAAUCCGGUCUCCGCCAAUCUCGCAUUCUUAAGGUACCAUCCACGCGGACGUCAAAUCACCUCUGCCUUCUACCAACCAUGGCAACUAGGCUGAUGUCAGCUGUUCUUCGACCGGAUCCAAGGCGACGAUGUACGGCGUCUGGGCGCAGGUUGCGGCGGCUCAGGCGGCUUUUGGGCUCGAGCGCCGCUCGAGCUCGAGUCCGUCCGGCCGAGUUGUCUCAGACGUUGAAGCCGCUGACACUUUUCUACCGCUCCACUCGGUGGCCGACGGCGCGACGACAUCUCGGCCCGUCUUCAACGCAACCGAACGAGGUCUCGUGGACAACACAGGCCGAGUUUGAGUCGAAGGGAUUCGGGGCCGAGGCUUCAAUCCGUACGGCUGGUUACGACCAGCCUCGAGGACAAAUCGUCUCAUCUUCUUGCCGCUACUCAUCAACAUCUGCCCAACUCAUGCCUGGCCUCCCCCACUCGGCCAUGCAGCAUGAUACUUCUACUACUUCUACUAAUGCUAUUUUUUAA
Protopolystoma xenopodis is the source of this 735-nucleotide messenger RNA. The record is from the annotation of a GenBank genome assembly. NCBI's taxonomy places the organism in Eukaryota, Metazoa, Platyhelminthes, Monogenea, Polystomatidea, Polystomatidae.